Cyphomyrmex costatus is the source of this 860-nucleotide messenger RNA. RefSeq names its product partner of Y14 and mago (gene Pym). Gene Ontology annotation, cellular component: cytoplasm; exon-exon junction complex. The record is from RefSeq and is a predicted model, not a curated record. Lineage: Eukaryota; Metazoa; Arthropoda; Insecta; Hymenoptera; Formicidae. Bases 177 to 818 code for a protein of 213 amino acids. Gene Ontology annotation, biological process: exon-exon junction complex disassembly. The transcript has 3 exons. Gene Ontology annotation, molecular function: RNA binding.
GCUCUCUGCUCCAUUUCGGACUCCGUAAUCCAUACACGUACAAUAUCAAUACAACUACACAACUCCGUACGAUACGGAUACGGAACAACGCAGAAUGGCACGCGGAUAGUCGAAGAAUCUCUCUUUUUACAUUUAUUUAUAUUUUUCACAGACGCGCGCUCUCACGAGCAAUUGCGAUGGCGUCGACUUACAUCAAAGACGAGACGGGUACAUUUAUUCCAGCAAGCCAACGACCCGAUGGCACAUGGCGAAAGCAACGACGUGUCAAAGAUGGAUAUAUUCCUCAGGAAGAAGUUCCUUUAUACGAAAGUAAAGGAAAGCAAUUGAUAAAGAAGCCUUUAUAUCCUGUGGGUGCCAGCCCAGAAUUUAUAGCGGAACAUAAAGCUAAGCUAGAAGCUUUAGCGGCGAAAAACAAAGUAAUACCUAAUAUACAAGCAAGAACUUCAGAAGGAUCCAAGAGGAAGAAAAAGAAAAAUAAAUCUAAAUCUAUGGAAUCUGUUGCCGAAGGAUUGUCCAAAAUUAUGAUCUCAGAAUCUGAAUUUCAUAAAGAAGUUCUAACUCACACUGACAAGCCACUGUCUACGGCAAAACAAACCACAACAAAUAAUGUAACUAAAGACAAUUUAAACACAAUGCAGAAAACAAUUGAUCCACAAAAAAGAUUAAAAAAUCUUCGUAAGAAAAUUAGGGAAAUAGAAGUGUUAGAGGAUAAAAUAAAAACUGGUGCUCUAAAAAAUCCUGAGAAGGAGAUACUUGACAAAAUCAGACGGAAAAUAGAGAUCUCUAAGGAAAUAAAAAGAUUAGAAACUGCUUUAUAGAUCAUAUCGGAUUAAAACACACAAAUUUGUCAAUGCUAUUGA